AGUUAUUGUUAUAUAAAAAUGUAAUAGACAGAAGUAAAUCUACAUUUUAUAGUGCUUUUCGAUAUGUGAACUCUAAUGAUGUUGUGUAUAUAGUACCUAUGUAUGUAUGAAAAAUUAAAUAUCUUAAGUGUUAUAAUUUAACUUUUUAGACUAUGGCUAUUAGUUUAGAUAUUGUUUAAAAAGUACGUUUAACGUCAGUCUGCAGUGUUUGUAAUUGCUGGAAAAAAGUCUGAUGCUUAUAAUAAUUACGGGUGAUAACUUAGAAAAAUAAAAAUCUGACAUACUACAUUAUGUCAUCUACAAUUAUUUGAACAGAGAGUUAAACAUUCCUAUUUCUGUUGUUUUCUGCAUUUUACCCGACUGAGCUAUACACCGUAUACGGUAUUGGACAGUUAAAAUAAAUAAUACUGUUAUUUACUUGUCAUGUAUAGAUUACUAUUUCAUAAAUUAUCAUGAGAUGGACUCGUCUUCGAGUUUGCGCGGGAAUCACGUUAUCAUUGUGGAUUAGUAUCUUAUGUCUUUGUUACAAUGUGAUUUCAUCCAAAGAUGCGAAGUAUCUACGAUUACACAGAGAAGACAGCAUUUUGGUACUGGGAGCCGGCAUGUCAGGAGUCAGUACAGCAAAGGCGCUACAUGAUGCCGGGUACAAGAAUAUCCUGAUGCUUGAAGCGACGUCUAGAAUUGGCGGACGGAUUAAACAUGAACGACUUGGCAACUACACGGUUGAGUUGGGUGCCAUGUGGAUCUACGGCAAAGGUUCAAACCCCGUAUACAAUAUGGCUAAGAGGCAUAACAUAUCUUACACAGACAAUUCCCUAAAUGACUGGACAGUGCGAGAUGAAAACGGAAAUGACGUCACCGGAGCAGCGGGUUUUGCUUACUCUAAGUUGCAAGACGCUCUCACAAAUUCUAGGCAGCUGAUACAGAAGGCUGAAGACGACUUUUCAGUUUUAGCGGGACUGCGGAAUUCAGAUUGGAGACCAACGAAUGCAGUUGACGACGUCAUAGAAACUUACCUACUGGAUUUUGAAACCGGUAUGCCUCCAUCAACAUUGUCCGGUAAGAAACUGCACUUAGAUGAUACUUUUGAGGAUUUUGGAAAUUAUGAUAUGAUGGCAGUCAAACAUGAGACUGGUUUUACGGAUAUAGUGAAAGGUUUACUUGAAGGUUUCAUGCCUGAAACAGAUCCUCGUCUUAUGUUUAAUAACACGGUAGUAUUGAUUGAACAUGGAAAUGAUUCGGUUAGAGUAUUUACUGAUGACGGAAGAAUGUUUGAAGCUGAUUUUGUUGUCGCUACAUUCAGUUUUACAACAACGAGAAGUAAAAUUCUCUCCGCCUUUGCCACCGAAAAAACAAUUAGCAAUAGAUAUGUUUGGUUUCUGCCGAUUCACUCAUAUAUACGUCCAAUUUCCACGUUCUUUCUGGGACGAAACAAUGUACAUUCUUCGCGCAUCUAAAAUUCGGGGACAUUUCAGCUGCUGGCAAAACCUGAACACGCUUUACUCGGGAUCGAACAUUCUACAUCUUUCUCUGUUUGGAGACGACGUAACAUGGGUUGAUAGGUCAACCGAUGACAUGGUCAUACAAGAAGUUCUGAACAUCUUGCAAUCACUAUACCCGAACGUUACCAUUCCAAAACUGUCCGGGUUCAAAGUUUCCCGGUGGAACACGGAUCGACUGACACGAGGAGCGUUUAGCUACUGGCCUACCGGAUUCACUGUUGAAAACAUGAAGAACCUCCAGGCGCCGAAUGGGCGGUUAUUCUUUGCCGGGGAGCAUCUAGAUCCUCUUCAUUAUGGGUUCGUCCACGGUGCGUAUAGAUCUGGCCAACGUACCGCGGAUGAGCUUGUACAGUGUAUAGAAAACCCGACAAAGUGUGCAUGGUCAUCCAUGACGUCAGAUGAAUAAAAAGGGGUCAAUGUUUAGGUGAAGCAGGGGAAUAUAGGACAAGUGUCUUGACAUCUCAUUUUGAAAUUGUUUCAUCUUUGUUGGUAACAGUUAUCCAGCAAACAGAAGACGUCUUGAAGACGUCUUCAUUUGAUUGUAUUAUGGUCACGACGUCUGUGACCAGAAAAGACGUCUUCUUAUGUAGUUUUUACCUACAAAAUAAAGACGUCUUUAAAUUAAUAGACGUUUUAAAGCAAAAUUGAAUCAAAGCAUAGUAACGGGGCACUUGCGUCUUCUUCCGGCGAUUUUCAUAUGUAUAGUUCUUUUUCUUAUCUCAAAACUGCAUGGAAGUCGAAACAGCAGGAUCUUGGGGUAGAUACAGGUCUAGUUUCUAGCUUGGUGGACCCUACUGACUUCUGCUGUUGUUUUAGCAGGGUCGGUCGUUUGUACAAACAUUUUUAACAAGGUAGCGGAGUUUAAAGACAACAACCCAUGAAUUAAAGAAGUAGGGUUGCAAAAAGUUUUAAUGUUUUGGUGUCACGAUUACGUGAGCCGUGACGUCAAUACAUUUUAUUUCUAGGGUCGGCUAAACAAGAAGUUGAUUUCGCAGAAAUGUGUAGAAUUAUACAACCCUUGCUCCAAGAAUUGUGAAAGUUGGUGUAUUAUGUGAUAUCUUGUUAAAUUUUGAAAAAUAAUUAGAUUUUUCUAUUCUACUCGAUACUUUAAACCUAGCUACAUAGAAAUAGUUUUUAAAGUUUGUCUUCUUGCUUAUAGACUAAGUUAGGAAUAAGAUUCUUAUUUGUCAAAACAUUAUUCUAUAUAUCUGAAAAUUGUGUUUUUGAUAUGUGGAAGUCGACAAAAUGGCUCUUCUUAAUAAGUAGCCUUAUUUUUUAAUACAUAACGAAUUGUCAAGAAAACAUUCACUCAAACAUUAUAUGUACAAUAGACUGGUGAACAUAGAAAGUAGUAUUGAUUAGGUCAAGAAUGUGUAUUAUUUGUUGUUGCCUGCUGUCAACUGUAGAUUUGUUCUUUAGUUUUCGAAACGCUAUAACAUACUGUAAUCCAAAGACCGUCACGCAGAGGUACAUCCAAAAUGGUAUACAUGUGUAGCUUUUGAAUUCUGAACCUUUCUAGAACAGUUCUCACUUAUAUGCCAAUCCUGCUAGAACAAAUCAUAAUUCUCGUUUAAUUUAUCUAUCAAAAUAGAGAAAAGUGGAAACUUCACAGGUCGCUAUUUAGCAACUGUACAAAAAAAACUUGAAACCUAGCAAAAAGUCAUGGGAGGUGAGAAAAUUUAAAAUCUUGGCGAUCUGAUUACUAGGAGAAUGAUCUUGGAAUUUAAAUUUUGAGGUGUUGAAUGUUUGGAGUUGAACUUUUCUGUGUGUUGUGCCUGCAGUAAGUGUAUUCUAAUACUGUACGAUGUGCAUUGCCUGUAGUCGUCUGAUUUUACAAUAUUAUUUUCAUAUCCUUCUAAUUUACGCUUGAUAAUUCUUUUGAUUUACUAAUUUAUCAUCACAAUUUAGCAAUUGUUGGAAAUAUGCUUCCACUUACAAUUAUAGAAAAAAAAACUUGACACAUAGCAAACAUAAAUAAUAUUAGAGUUGACCUAUUGGAGAUCUGAUUACUUAGAGAAUAGCAUUUGAUACCCUGGCGAGCAGUAGGCCCACAAUGACACUUUUGUUUGUUUUAUCUUUCUUGAAUGAUAAGCGCAGUUUGGAAACAAAGGAAGCGCAAUUAUGUACACAAUGAGUUUGUAGUUUCUGUUGAAUAAACAUUGUUUGGAAACACAAAUAUGGUAUAGGUAGACAGCAGGAAAUACAAACUUUACUUUAACUUUAUCAAACAGCUUCGACUAACAUUUUGAAGCAUAUAACGUAGCUUAAAACAUCAGCAGACAUUCUUCUUACAAACAAGCACAAAUAAGGCUGAUAUUUGACAUGAAAAUAUGUUUUACUAGUCGGGAAAAAUCUAUUUAUAUGGACUAAAUUCGAGUAGACCAUGGUGGCAUAUCCGGCGGAUAACUACCUUCGAAUUCGUGCCUUAAAUACCAGCUCCUGUGAAAGUGAAGGUUACACACUUAUUACUAGUUCGAUAAGUAAACGUCGGACUUCAAUAUUUUACGAUUUUGACAUUUCAUAUAGUCCGAUGUUUUAUCGAAGUUUUUAUAAAUUUCCCGGUAGACCUUUCCGCAAAAUAUCUUGCGGAAGGUUUUACAAGUUCACGGUGGAAGUGACUAAAAUGUGAUAGGUAAAUACCAACAACGGACAAAGAAAACCUAUUUUACAUAUCCAUUGAACAUACUGUCUUACUGAAAUUAGCGAACUGUCCUCAAGUGUGAAAUUUACAUCCAUUUGCUUUUGCAUCACAACACGAAACUGUCCAAUUUUCUUUAUUAUAAAAAUUAUUUUAGACGCAAAGUAUUCUCAUGGUAGGAUUUUAUAAAAAAAAAUGCGGCCCGUUACUAAGGUAUUGUCUGUGUAGUGUGCAUAUGAUUAUAGUUGAUGGGUGUAACCAGCAUUUAUUGGUUGUGUUAAAUUAAAAUUUUUUUCAUUAAGUUAUGAGUUCAUAUAAAAGCAGUUUAAAAAUCUAGUCUACAUGCAUUCGACGGUACAAGUGCGUUAAAUAAUGGCCGUAGAUUUUUUUUACUAGUGCGUUGUAUUGUUCAUGAUAUUUAAUUAAAUUACGCUAGAAUAUUCUGUGCUAUGUGUCGGGGAAGUAAUUCCUGGCGCAGUUUAAAUUAUGGUAAACCAAUGUAUCACGUGUUUGAGUGUUUUCCUACGUUACACUUCAAUAAAAUAAGGUUGGAAUUUUUGCUAUGUAAAUGGCUGUCAUUCAAUUAAACUUGACACAGGGACAUGUUGAACGUCCAAAUAUUAUAAGGCGCCCUGUGCAAAUUUAAUGUUAUUGAACUAACUUCUUACCAGAACCACAUGUUUUUCGAAAGGUUUCAACCUUUCUGUGCUUUCAGCGCUUUGAUUUAUGUUGUGAUAUGCGUUAUGACGCCUAUAAAAUAUUUUUAUAUAGUGAAGAUUCAUAUCUCUAUGCACUUUUUUGUUUUUCUAAAAAACAAAUUUUUUCAAAUUGAUAAUAUUGUUUACUUCCUGUAAAUAUAGAUCGGCCACGUUUAUUGAGCCGUGACUAAUUUAUGCAAAACAGUUGAUUCGCCAAAAAAGGGUACGAACAUAUAUGUAAUACAUGUACAUAGUUAAGUGGUAUAAGUUAUCGAGAUGAAUGUAAACGAAUGCAUGACACAAAGGAUAUGGCGUCGGCUUUCAAGACUUGCUUUUCGAGGUUUGAGCCUUGGUAAGUUUACUUUUUUUCAAUCGUUAGUUUUAAUAAAGACCUUAUUACGGAGGGUUUGCAAACAGUUUCAUCUUCAGAUCGGUCUAGGUGUAUUGCCUAUGUACAGCCAGUUGAAUAGAAAUACUGGGAGUUAGAUAUUGCUACAGACAAUCUCCCAGCACCGGUGAUCAUACCAGAUUCUGAUACAUCAUCUCACCCAGAGACUGACACAGCUGAAGGGUCGUCAACAGACACAGCAAGUGAAGUUGAAAUUAUAUGACAUGAAUUAAAUUGCAAUAAAAGUUGCAAAAUAUAUAAAAAUAUAUAGAAACAAUGAAAAACAAAUAUUAUCAUUAAAUUAUAUAAAAUGGUUUCUAAAAAGCGUCUUCAAAGAUUCUUUACUAAAAUAAAAUAAAAAUAAUUUAUA
This is a messenger RNA of Mercenaria mercenaria, 5596 nucleotides long. RefSeq lists its product as uncharacterized. The coding region runs from base 453 to 1457 and encodes 334 amino acids. Gene Ontology annotation, molecular function: oxidoreductase activity. Lineage: Eukaryota; Metazoa; Mollusca; Bivalvia; Venerida; Veneridae. The transcript is spliced from 2 exons. The record is from RefSeq and is a predicted model, not a curated record.